AUGAUACAACAUUUCAUAGUUCUCUUACUCGGCAUCUCCCCUGUCUUCUCAAACACCGAAAAAACAACAGUUGUUGGGCCGAAAAUAUUUGUCCCACUUAAUAGGCAUAUAGCUCUUGGUCAUAUUAACCUAAAGGUCUUAUCGCCUCAUCACACCCCCUUUAGGACUCACAUUAAGUCUACAUUUCCUAACGAUUUAUCCAAAAUUGGUCGAACAUCAUGGUUUAUAAUGGGUGAUUUGAUCGAGGGUCAAAAAUAUGAAGUGAGAAUAUGUUGGGCUGCUACUCAGCCUACUACAUUCCGUAUAAAAACUCAUGAGUUGCACCGAUAUUCUGAUAUUCCUAAACUCGUUACAGAAAUGAUGAAAAGUGGUGACGUUAGAAAUAGCGAUCCUCAGGUGGCAUUUUUUCACACCAAUCUCACAUCGUCCACAGCCCCAGAUCAGGACAGAGAACUAUCUACUGUUUUGCUACAACUUGAUGCUGCUGCUGACUAUUAUACUUGGAACAAGGAAUUAAUGCAAGAAGUACCUCAGGUCCAUGCAGAUAUAAUUGUCGACCCGUAUAUACUCAACAUAUUUCCCCAAUCAUUGCUCCUCACUUUGGUAUACAUUUCACUUCUUUCCAUUGGCAGCUGUCUCUUUUCAACCAUGGUUGUCGGCAUGUUAGAGGGCAUUUCUCGAAAAAGCAUCAAAUCAGAAAAGUAUUUAUAA
Molecule: messenger RNA, 711 nt
Organism: Blumeria graminis f. sp. triticale
Lineage: Eukaryota; Fungi; Ascomycota; Leotiomycetes; Helotiales; Erysiphaceae
Source: the annotation of a GenBank genome assembly